Molecule: messenger RNA, 938 nt
Organism: Synchiropus splendidus (mandarinfish)
Lineage: Eukaryota; Metazoa; Chordata; Actinopteri; Syngnathiformes; Callionymidae
Gene: pln1
Product: phospholamban
Exons: 2
Coding region: 145-306 (53 amino acids)
Biological process (GO): negative regulation of calcium ion import into sarcoplasmic reticulum; negative regulation of heart rate; negative regulation of ATPase-coupled calcium transmembrane transporter activity
Cellular component (GO): membrane; sarcoplasmic reticulum
Molecular function (GO): ATPase inhibitor activity
Source: RefSeq, a predicted model, not a curated record
CUCCCUCACAUCUGCUCUCUCUCUCUCUUUCUCUCUCUCUCACACACACAGAAUAUCUAGAGCCCUGCAGUGUUUGGCACAGCUGAUAGUUCCAGCUGACUCUCGACUGCAAGGCGUCCUGCCCCCGUCACUCCGCGCCGCAACAUGGAGCGAGUCCAGCACAUGACCAAGUCAGCCAUCCGCCGGGCCUCCCAGAUCGAAGUGAACCCACAGGCUAAAAGGAAUCUGCAGGAGCUCUUCGUCAACUUCACGCUCAUCCUCAUAUGCCUGCUCCUCAUCUACAUCAUAGUCCUGCUCAGCAGCUGAGGCUCCGCACUUUGACACGGAGUCAGCGACUCCCUGAAACGUCCUGAAUGUGCGAGUGAUUGAUGAAGUGAUGAAGUCUGUGUUGGUUCAUGAAGACUCCAGAAACCGGACUUACACUAUUGAAGUCCAGUAACCGACGAUGCACCUCAACUGGUGCCGACCAGGACUCACUGCGUUCACUCUGCAGUAUGGCGGUGACUCAGAAGAGGAGCCGCAGACGGGACAGAAACAUAAUGGUUUCCUGACGGAAACAAGAAUGACCAAUCCAUUCUCCUGUCUGAGCCGUCUGUCAGCAGAGUGGCCCUGAGGUCGAGCCUUGACCCGGGCAGAUUUACACCUUCACAGUAGCUGAGGAACCAAUGAACAGUUAGAGCAGUUCAAAGCUAAAGUUAAGCCUAAACAAGUUCACACUGAAAACAGCAUUUAAAUGCAACAUUUCCUGAAUGCAACACAGGUUCCUCUCGACUCCUAAAAUGAAGUGCAAAUUCAGCAUUUUUCACUGCAGCCGAACUUUGGUUAAACUGUCGGCAGAGUACUUCAUCAACAUAGACGUUUGAAAAUGAAAAUGUGUGGAUGAAAGUCACAAGCUUGGAGUGUAAUUUUAAAAUAAAAUCUCUACAACCUUUUUGCAG